Messenger RNA from Cebus imitator (Panamanian white-faced capuchin), 2235 nucleotides. RefSeq names its product serpin family E member 1 (gene SERPINE1). The record is from RefSeq and is a predicted model, not a curated record. The coding region runs from base 159 to 1367 and encodes 402 amino acids. Lineage: Eukaryota; Metazoa; Chordata; Mammalia; Primates; Cebidae. The transcript has 9 exons. Gene Ontology annotation, molecular function: serine-type endopeptidase inhibitor activity. Gene Ontology annotation, biological process: negative regulation of plasminogen activation; negative regulation of endopeptidase activity; negative regulation of vascular wound healing.
GAGGCUCACAGAGGAGCACAGCUGUGUCUGGCUGCAGGGCCAAGAGCGCUGUCAAGAAGUGCCACACGCCCCCCUCCAGCCGCUGAAUUCCUGCAGCUCAGCAGCCACAGCGGAGCAGAACGAACCACCAAUCGCAAGGCACCUCUGAGAACUUCAGGAUGCAGAUGUCUCCAGCUCUUACCUGCCUGUUCCUGGGCCUGGCCCUCGUCUUUGGUGAAGGGUCCACCGUGCCCCAUCCCACAUCCCACGUGGCCCACCUGGCCUCAGACUUCGGGGUGAGGGUGUUUCAGCAGGUGGUGCAGGCCUCCAAGGACCGCAACGUGGUUUUCUCACCCUAUGGGGUGGCCUCGGUGUUGGCCAUGCUGCAGUCGACCACGGGAGGAGAAACGCGGAGGCAGAUCCAAGCGGCCAUGGGAUUCAAGAUUGAUGACAAGGGUACAGCCCCCACUCUCCGACAUCUGUACAAGGAGCUGAUGGGGCCGUGGAACAAGGACGAGAUCAGCACAACAGACGCCAUCUUCGUCCAGCGGGACCUGAAGCUGGUCCCGGGCUUCAUGCCUCACUUCUUCAGGCUCUUUCGGACCAUGGUUAAGCAGGUGGACUUUGUAGAGGUGGAGAGAGCCAGAUUCAUCAUCAAUGACUGGGUGAAGACACACACAAAAGGUAUGAUCAGCGACUUGCUUGGGAAAGGGGCCGUGGACCAGCUGACGAGGCUGGUGCUGGUGAAUGCCCUCUACUUCAAUGGCCACUGGAAGACUCCCUUCCCCGACUCCGGCACCCACCACCGUCUCUUCCACAAGUCAGACGGCAGCACUGUCUCCGUGCCCAUGAUGACUCAGACCAACAAGUUCAACUAUACUGAGUUCACCACACCUGACGGCCAUUACUACGACAUCCUGGAGCUGCCCUACCACGGGACCACCCUCAGCAUGUUCAUUGCUGCCCCUUAUGAAAAACAGGUGCCUCUCUCUGCCCUCACCAACAUUCUGAGUGCCCAGCUCAUCAGCCACUGGAAAGGCAACAUGACCAGGCUGCCCCGCCUCCUGGUUCUGCCCAAGUUCUCCCUGGAGACGGAAGUCGACCUCAGGAAACCCCUAGAGAACUUGGGAAUGACCGAGAUAUUCAGACCAUUCCAGGCGGACUUCACGAGUCUUUCAGACCAAGAGCCUCUCCACGUCGCGCAGGCACUGCAGAAAGUGAAGAUCGAGGUGAACGAGAGCGGCACAGUGGCCUCCUCAUCCACAGCUGUCAUAGUCUCAGCCCGAAUGGCCCCCGAGGAGAUCAUCAUGGACAGACCAUUCCUUUUUGUGGUCCGGCACAACCCCACAGGAACAGUUCUUUUCAUGGGCCAAGUCAUGGAACCCUGACCCUGGGGAAAAACGCCUUCAUCUGGGACAAACUGGAGAUGCAUCGGGAAAGAAGAAACUCCGAAGACAAGAAUUUUAGUGUUAAUGACUCUUUCUGGAGGAAGAGAAGACAUUUGCCUUUCGUGAAAAGAUGGUAAACCAGAUAUGUCUCCAAGACCUCAGCCUCUCCUUGGAGGACCUUUAGGUCAAACUCCCUAGUCUCUGCCUGGGACCCUGGGAGAGAAGUUUGAAGCACAACUCCCUCAAGGUCUCCAAACCAAAAGGUGACGCCUGCGGGACCAUCUGGGCACCUGCUUCCGCCCGUCUCUCUGCCCACUUGGGUCUGCAGACCUGGUUCCCACUGAGAACCUUUGCAGGAUGGAAUCACGGGGCUUACAGGAGCUUUUGUGUGCUUGGUAGAAACUAUUUCUGUUCCAGUCUCAUUGCCAUCAGUCUUGUACUGUCUGCCACCGCGGAGGAGGCUGGUGACAGGCCAAAGGCCAAAGGAAGAAACACUUAUUCAUCUCAGAGUCCAUUUUGGCACUGACCACCCCUACCCAGCACAGAGAUGCUGAAGGUAGCAGAGUGAAUGCCCCCCAAGCCCUGAGACCCUCCUGGCCUGGCCGUCUCCCUCCCCAGAAACAGUGUGCAUGGAUUAUUUUGGAGUGUAGGUGACUUGUUUACUCAUUGAAGCAGGUUUCUGCUUCGUUUUAUUUUUAUAGGAAUAGAGGAAGAAAGGUCAGAUGUGUGCGCAGCUCUUCACCCCCAAUCUCUUGGUGGGGAGAGUGGAACGCCAGAGGUGUGCCUGAAUAUUUAUUAUAUCUUUGCCCUUGUGUGCUUGUUAGAGAGAAAGGGAACUAUUACGGAAAAUAAUAGUAUUUAAACUUGC